AGGGAGCGAGCGCGCGCCCCGGCUGCUAAGGGAGGAGGGACUCGAGCGAAGUCGCUGGAACUCUGCGGAGUUGGAUGAAGCGGGGAACUUGACGACUUGGCAGCUGCUUCGGAAUUCCUUUAUACAACUGACAGGAGGAGGGCGGCGAGAGCGAGCGAAAGUUUCGGCGGGGUGGUUUGUUCCAAAGAUGACCUUGGCUUGUCCUAAGAAGCACGGGCAACCUUGAACUGCUUAGAAGACCUUUCCAGCUGACCUUCCUGCCACACGUAGCCUAAGACUUUAGAGGACUGCUGAAGAAAAUUCUCUAAAUAUUUUCAGGAUGUUGCUUCAGUGCUUAAGUCCAUGGCCCUGAUGCUGCAAAUACAGGAACUCUGCAUGUCCUGCUUCUCCACUUGUUGCCUGUACUGGAAAGAAAGAACUAUAUGUUACAGACUGCUUGCAGUUGUACUUUUAGUUCUGCCUGCAGAGUGAUUCUUGCAAUCUUGUUUGCAGAUCCAAUACAAAUUGAAAAAUAGGAAACAACGGCAUGAAGACAAACAUGUUGACAAAUGAGUGAUUUAACUCCUAUGAGAGCAAGUAGCUGUUGUUACCCUUGGUGAAAAUUUGGGCUCAUCACGAUUAAAUUACACACUGGGUGAUUUCUCAUCAUGAAUCGUGCUUUUAGUAGGAAGAAAGACAAAACAUGGAUGCAUACUCCUGAAGCUUUAUCAAAGCACUAUAUUCCCUACAAUGCAAAGUUUCUUGGCAGUACAGAAGUGGAGCAGCCCAAAGGUACAGAAGUCGUGAGAGAUGCUGUUAGAAAGCUUAAGUUUGCAAGACAUAUCAAGAAAUCUGAAGGUCAAAAAACACCAAAGGUUGAACUACAGAUCUCAAUAUAUGGAGUGAAAAUUCUAGAUCCAAAAACAAAGGAAGUACAGCACAACUGCCAGCUCCAUAGGAUAUCGUUUUGUGCUGAUGACAAAACUGACAAAAGGAUAUUCACUUUCAUAUGCAAAGAUUCAGAGUCAAAUAAGCACUUGUGCUAUGUCUUUGACAGUGAAAAGUGUGCAGAAGAGAUAACUUUAACUAUUGGUCAAGCAUUUGACCUGGCUUACAGGAAAUUUCUGGAAUCUGGAGGAAAGGAUGUUGAAACAAGAAAACAAAUUGCAGGGUUACAGAAAAGAAUUCAUGAACUAGAAACAGAAAAUAUGGAACUAAAAAACAAGGUACAAGAUUUGGAGAAGCAGUUAAGGAUAACCCAGGUGCAAACAUCACCACUGCUCCACAUACAGUCUGAUUAUGAACAUGACAUGAUUCAAAGACCCACCACCUUUUUCUGGUGUAGCAAUGAGGAUUCUACUCCUUGUUUAGACAUCUCUUCCAUUACACUAACUCCUAUGAAUUCUCCUGACUCCAGACACUCAUCUGGACUAUUAACACCACCACCUUCCAAAAGUGUUCUUCCAAAGCCAGUCCAUGAACACAGCAUCCCAAGACCUCGUGCAGGCAGUGUGACACCUAAAUCACCCUCCACUGACAUCUUUGAUAUGGUUCCCUUUUCUCCAAUAUCCCCUCAGUCAUCAACACCUACUCGCAAUGGCACACAGCCUCCGCCAGUGCCCAGCAGAUCUGCAGAGAUCAAGAGAGACCUUUUUGGAGCAGAACCUUUUGACCCUUUUAGCUGCGGAGCAGGAGAUUUCCCUCCAGACAUUCAAUCCAAACUAGAUGAGAUGCAGGAGGGGUUCAAAAUGGGACUGACUCUGGAAGGCACAGUAUUUUGUCUCGAUCCUCUAGACAGCAAGUGCUGAUGCCAGGAACAGAAAUAUGAAAAGAUAUCACCAUCUUUUAUAUAAAAAAAAGGUUUAGAAAUGUGUUACAAAUACUGUUAAUGUGCCAAAAAUAUUUUUCAGCUUGUUAACUUUUGUGAGGUUGCUUCUGUAAUACUCCAGAUAGGUUCCAGUAUUAACCCUGUACAAAUGUAAAAAGUCACACAUGUAUAUGAAAACCAAAAUGAAAUCACACUGCUGUCUUUCUUUGCCUUCCUUAUUUUGGAAGUCAUCUUCUGUACCUAAUGGCAACUUACUGUGUGCUGUGGGAAGUUCAUUGAACCAUUCACGUAUAUCACUUCUUGUUGGCAGGUAAUAAAUAUCCUUUGGGACUCUUAUUGGAAAUGGCAACACUAUAACAUCCCCUCAGUUAGUUUCUUGAUUCCAAAGCUGUAGGUGAAUGCUCAUGCAAUUUUGUCAAAAAUCACGGAGAUACUGAAAUUCACUGUGUAUGCAUGUGAACAGUCCAUAAAUUCCUGCUACUGUCCAGGAUUCAAGCUGAGUGUCCAGUGCGCUUUUCUCUGUCUCUUCACAUAGACUCUUUCAUGUGAAUGAAUGGAUUUUCUGCAUGCACAUGUACCUCGAGAUAAAAGUAUGUGAUGGAGGCAGUCCUAGUGCACAUCAGAAUCAUUGGAUUACGAUGAUUGUGUACAUUUACUAUGUUGAGUGGACAUUACCUAGAUUAAUGUGUUAAAACCUGAAUCUGUAACUGUACCUAAUAUCCAUAUACUUUUUUUCGUUAAAACAAAAAAUAUUUUGAACACUUUAAAUAGAGGGCUCUGGAACAUACAGCCCUCCAGACUUGAAUUGCCAUCAGCCCCAGUCAAUGUGACCAAUGGCUAGGGGUGAUGGGAGGUGAAGACCAGCAACAUCUGUAGGGCAACAGAUUGCCCACCCCUGCUUUAAGACUUCUGAUUAGGUAUGCUAAUCACUUAUUUUCACAUUACUAAAGGGAUUUGGGGUUUGUUACACAAAAAGCUACACUCUUCCCUGGCAGUCACAUGGUAAGUGAUGGUCUAUUUUCACAUCUACAUAUACACGCAAGCAUUCCUCUGUGCUCAGAACAAAACCAUAUUUAGGAUGGGGUCCAAUACCCCACUAAACAACACAGAUACUUGGAAAUUCUAUUGAUUUUAGUGAAGGUAAAUGAAAAGGGCAUAUGCUUAGAACACUGCUUGUAGUGCACGUUAAGUUCCCACGUGCAAUAGAAAAAUCUAGCUCGGAUUGCCUUAUACAUGCUUUCGCUGAAAGAGGAACCUGAAUGUUUUGAAGUGAAAACCUUCUAUAGAUUUCAGAGGCUUCAAGAUUCUAUCGUUCAGUGUGUGAGCAGCCUGGAAAGUAGUCUGAAGGCACAUGAUGAAGUUCUGCUGAUGAUGGUUUUGGUCCUGGAAGCUGCCAGGAUGGGAGGUCAUCUGGGAAUCCUAUAAAAGCUGCUUGAAUCAUUAGCUUGAUAAAUAAAUAUAUCUCAUUUUGCAAUGUAAAUGUGAUUUACAGGUCAAUAAUUUGAAAACAAAUACCCAGAGAACAAUGGUGGGGACAGAUAAUCCUUUUGUCAAUGCAAUUGUGCACAGGAACCAGUUGCUGAGCAUCAGUGUAUGUUUUUUCAGUAGCCUUCAAACUAGCAAUAAAUGAACAUUUCGAUUGCACAUUUCUUGCAUUCACCAAUGAAAUUGGUACUUCAUGUUUCCCUUGUUGGCAUAAUUUUUUUCAUUGUAUAUAUAUAUAAAAGACAACAGUUAUUUUGGAGGGGAAAUUUCUUUUCUGUAAGGAUCCUUUCACUGAAAAGACUAAAGGUGUUUUUUUUAGGGGGUAGGAUGCAUGGGAAAAAUAAGAGAAGAAAUGUAAGAGAUUAUUUUACUGCUUAUAUCUUUAAGAAGGAAAAUAACUAGUUUUCUGGUACUUCAGUUGAAAAAUAUAGUUUUUGACCUUAUAUUGUGAGGUUUACACAGAAAAUAGAAUGCAUUUAUGCAAUAUUAUUACCUUUUGGAAGCUUAGUUCCAGCCAUGGAAGAUGCUUAAGCAGAUGCCUGGACAGUCUAGGAUUCUUCACUUGCUUAAAGUUAGGCACCUGCUUAGGUAUGCAACUCCACUGAAUCGUAACUGUUUUGCAUUGUGUUAAAUCUUCCUUUAUUAUUUGAUUGGCCUGAAUGUAUAUCUAUAUCUAUGGACAGAAUCCAAAGAGAACUGUGUGCAUGCAUAAAGUGCUUCUGUACAGGUAUGGAGACGAAUGUUAUUCCCCCUCCCCCUUCUGGAUACAAACCCUCACAUCGCACUGAAUGCCGUUCCAGAGGGCACUCUGACUUUCAGAAGCAACUUUGUGAAGAGGGAGGGUACAAGUAGCUUCAGUGAGAAGGGUGGGGGCUGGAAACGUCCAAUGCACAUGUAAAACACCACAAAUGGUCCUUUGGAUCCUGGUCUAUGUGCCUGUCAAUAUAGGUAUAUAUAUAUGAAAUCAGUAAUGAGUAGAGUAGGCUAUGUUUCAUAGAAAGAAGUCUAUAAUUUUGUCAUAUAGUAUUUUGCAAUUUGUACAAUGAGGUUGUUUAGUAGCCAUAUUAAUGGCUUUUUUAAACAAAUAGUAUUUUUAUUGUACUUUUUAAAAAGCUUUAUGUAAUAAGCAUAUAUUUAGGGUUCAUUUACUAUGUAUGGUAAGAAAACACUCAGAAAAUAUUUGCACAUUUUAAGAAAUCUUAUUUUACCAAUUUUUAUGGGAAUCGAUUCUGCAAAUUGUUAAAUAUGAUCUAACUGAUCAAAUCAGUACAAGAACGCCUAAAUUAAUUCAGUAAGAAAGUACAUUUUUAAUGAGGUUUAGUGUUCUGGUUGAAAUUUGUAUUUC
Molecule: messenger RNA, 4637 nt
Organism: Rhineura floridana
Lineage: Eukaryota; Metazoa; Chordata; Lepidosauria; Squamata; Rhineuridae
Gene: GULP1
Product: GULP PTB domain containing engulfment adaptor 1
Exons: 15
Coding region: 648-1787 (379 amino acids)
Source: RefSeq, a predicted model, not a curated record